This is a messenger RNA of Amoebophrya sp. A120, 1618 nucleotides long. The record is from the annotation of a GenBank genome assembly. NCBI's taxonomy places the organism in Eukaryota, Dinophyceae, Syndiniales, Amoebophryaceae.
CAACGAGCAUCGCAAGUUUAUUCAGUUUUCCAUGCAAGUAAACAAGAUUCCAGAGAGAAAAACAUCUUUUACACGAGAAAUCAUACUCGACAGAUACUUAUUUUCAUUUUCUAUUUUUUGUUUUUUCGCUUUUUCGUUUUCCCGUGUACGGACCACGUUCAAGACUGCAAGAGACCACACAUCAAAAUGGCAACUUCGUCGGUUUCUUUUGGGCGGCUGCCAGCUGCUUUUCCCUCCGUGUCCGUGUUGCUCUGCGGGGGUCGUGCAGCUUCUCGAGCUGCAGUGCCAGCUUCUGUGAGAAAUCAAGUCGGGGCGCACGACCAGCCCUCCAACCGUGUCGCUUUACCAGCACAAGAACCUUCCUCUGCUGGCGGGGACUACAGCUUCAGUAGCUCGUCUAGCAUCGGGAGACCAUUGUAUGGACCCGCUCCGAAAAACAAAGCCGCUUCUACCCGCCUCGAAAGGCCGAACCUCCUCAGGCCGUCGAUAGUAACCCUGCAAGCAAUCACCAACCUGCGUUCUUUUUCCACCGAAACUCCAGACAAGCCGGGAGGUACGAUAAUUCCCGACGCUGUUCCUGCAUCAGGAGAACCAGCAGCCGGGAGUUGUAAUAAUCCAGAACUGAAGCAGAAGAUCCUCGAUCUGAUCAAGGGGAGCAAAUAUGCAUUGCAAACAUGUCUGGGUCCUCUGCAAGAAAUGGGAGUUGUCAUGCGAUUUCUGGAAUAGGCAAAAAAUUUGUAUUGCAUAAGCACCAGGAGCUUCCUAUUUCUUGCUACGCAAAAAAGGAAUUUCUCAUGCGGGAUAGACGUCAGGAGGUCUGCGCAAAAUCUGUAAUGCUUUUGCGUGCGUCAGGGACCAGUUGCGUGACCCAGAAGAUGCAUGACAAACUCCUGCAAUCUUUCAGACCCAGACAUAUUUGCAUUUGAAAGCAAAGCCGUGCUUUUCAUGAAGGGCAACCCGGAAGAACCCCUGUGUGGCUUCUCUGCCCAAGUGAUCAAACUUUUCGAUUUGGAGGAAUUCGAGGACUACAUAUUCGUCGACGUUCUAAAAUCGGAGGACGUUCGCGAGAUCAUCAAGGAAGUAAGCGACUGGCCGACCAUACCGCAGUUAUUCGUCAACGGCGAGUUUGUGGGCGGGGCGCAGAUAUUGCUGGAAAUGCAUGCGGCGGGAGAACUGAAAGAGUUACUACAAAAGGUUUCCGAGAACUGAAAGAAUUCCUACAAAGGUGUCGGAUAAAGGUGACGAAAAACUGUGAUGGUCUCUGUCAGUGAGGCGAAGUUUGUCUGUCGACUGCAAGAUUAGCAAAAGCUGUCUAUUGUUGCCCUCUCGCAGAUGAACCUGUCAUGCUUGCUCGGCCCUGCAUUACGCAUCUUCUGGGGCAUCCGGAAGCUGCAUGGCAAGCUUCUACAGUCUUCCAGACCUUCCAGACAUGUGUAAGUAUUGCAGUCGAUAUUAAAAACGACCAGGCCGCGAAAAGAAGACGAAAAUCAUAGAUAAGAAUCGUAUGAAUUCUGAAACUCAACUUGGGAAUAAAUCGUCGAAAUUAUACAACUGAGAUGAAAAGCUUCCUGGCUCGGUUCGAAAUCCUCGCUCGGAGAGUUGAGUAAUAUAAUUAGCC